CGUCAAGAGAGCUCCGUGUUUGACAGAUGCCAGUUCGGGGGAAGCCGCCUCAUUCAACGCCGAGGAGCGACGCAGGGCGGCGGGGGGCUGUGGCCGGGAUUCUGUGGCGCCGCUGAAGAGGACCUCCGCCGGCAGGAAUCAUGUCCGGCUCCUGUAACAACUUCCAGCUGAACAUGUACACCAAAAGCAAAUGCCAGAACUGCUUCAAGUCCCGGGAGGCGCAUCGCUUAAGCGACAGCGACCGGGAGCAGGCGAGGCCCGUCUAUGCUGGCUGGCUGUGUUUGGCUCCUGUCGGCACAGAUUUUGACAAUCCGAUGCAGAGGUCAAGGAAAUGGCAGCGGCGCUUCUUCAUCCUGUAUGAACACGGCAGCCUGACCUACGCACUGGAUGAACUGCCCAGCACUCUGCCACAGGGGACCGUGAACAUGAACCUCUGCGCCAACGUCACAGACGCCGAGCACAGGACGGGCCAGAGAAACGCCCUCUGCAUCGCCACCCCCCCGCAGGAGAUAUUCAUCCGCGGUGAAACCAAAGAGAUCAUUAACGGCUGGAGUGAACGGUUCGCCGUUUAUCUGGGGACAAGCAAACAAAAUCAGAAGAAAAAACGCAAAGUCGACCCUGUGGCCAAUCAGGACCCCAGUCCUGCCAAGAUGGCCGCCACCGGUCAGAGCAGUCCUGCCUCGGAGGCCGGAUCUGCAGACUCCCACCGCUGGCAGGAGGAGCGGCGUGCUGCAGGACCAGACGUGACCCCGGUCUGGACCGUCACCACCUCAGAUCCUCCGGGUCCUGAGUGGACCCCCGCAGGUAACCCCCCCUCCCACGCGUGCCAGGCCUCCGGGGGCUCUCUGACCUCGGAUAUCGGCGGACGCUCCCGGGACUCAGCGGCGGCCGGUCGCUACGACCCGCUGACCAGGCCGGGCAGCGGCCACACGUUGGCAAACGGUCAGAACCAGACACCGGACAGAAGCCUGGAUCGCUCAGGAGAGAAGCUGCCGGGAUCGGAGUCCACCAGCAGAGCACUGAGAGGUGGAGCAGCCGUACCCAGACAGGGCAGAACCGAGGCUCGAACUACCGGUCGAGAGAAACUGCUGUCAGCAGGAGACAGAAGUCAGCUUAAUGUUCCUCGUCCUCAGAGAAGAUCCAAGUCUCUGGACCGCCGCACAUCCGACACGGCCAUGACGCCAGAUUUAUUGAACUUCAAGAAAGGCUGGAUGAUGAAGCUGGAUGAAGACGAAGAGUGGAAGAAAUACUGGUUUGUGUUGUCGACGGCCAGCCUGAGAUACUACAAGGACUCAUUGGCCGAGGAGUCUUCGGACCUGGAAGGAGAAAUUGACCUGACAAAGUGUUACAGCGUGACCGAAUAUCAGGUCCAGAGAAACUACGGCUUCCAGAUCCACACCCAGAAGGCCGUCCACACGCUGUCCGCCAUGACCGCAGGGAUACGCAGGAACUGGAUCCAAGCGCUGAUGAAGAACGUGCGUCCAGCCGAGGCCCCCGACGUGGCCAAAUUACCUGGCCACCAUAACACCUGCAGCCCACCUGAGGUCAUCCCCAAACCAGACGUGACGCAGGACUCCGCCUCCAACAACGUUCCUGCAGUCAGAGAGCAUCGCUCCGAGCCCAGCAGCGCCGCGGGCCGACCGGGUCGCUCUGAGGACCGGCUGACGGCGCAGCGACCCGGGACCGGAGCGCCGGGCUCUCUGGAGCUGGGCGAUCUGGAGAGACGGAGGAGGCGGGAUGAGAGGAGGAGGAGGUACGAGAGCUUGCUGGGCUUCUCUCUGGGGAGAGGGGAGACGCGGAGCCCCGAGGACGGCGCCGCGCAGGCUCUGAGUCCCAAGUCCCAGCGGAAAAUGGAGGAGAAGAUAGCAGAGUGCUGGAGGCAGGUGGAGAAGACCACGCUGAGACCGGAGAGGACGGUGACGCUGUCAGCGGAGGCCAGGGAGGCUCUGGAGCUGGAGACGCUGCUGCAGGGCUGCAGGGGGGUGGUGGACGAGCUGAAGGCCCAGCUGGCAGAUUCGGAGCGUCGCCGACUCCACCUGGAAGCUGCAGCAUUCAGACACAAGCAGGACCGUCUUUUUUUCCCAGCCGACGGGAAAGCAUCGCCGCAGACAGACCUAAAGGUUGCAGACGGAUUGUUCAGAGAGGAUCAGCAGAAGGAUUCUCACCCUAAACCCCCAUCAGAGCCACAGCUGUCCGGCAUCUGGAUGUCUGACUCUGGAGGCUUUUCACCAGAGUCAGUUUUAGUUGCAGCUGCAUCCGACGGGCAGCGUGAAGCAUCUCACGUUGAUGGGCGAGAUUUACGAGCGAGCUGUGAUUCCCGCCUCCAGAACCGGCUGUCUGUGGUGCAAAACGAGCCCGAAGGCAGAAAUGACUCCUCUGAGAACCACGCGGCCGCGGAUCCGUCCGCCAUGCAGAGGCUUUCCGGAGAGGUGGAGCAGCUCGCCAGUCAGAACCGAGCUCUGAACCAACGCAACCAGGAGAUGGUGAACCAGCUGACCGAGGCCGACAGAGAGAUAGAGAGGCUGAAAGCCGAACUGGGCAGCAGAUACGGCGAGCCCCGUCACCCUGCUGAGGCGGAGCGACAGGGAAAGGCGACGCUGGAAGACCUGGAGAGGCGGCUGGGGCUGAGGAGCCAGGAGCUCCUGGAGGCUCAGGCGCAGAUCUCCUCCCUGGAGGAAAGUCUCAGAGAGACGGAGGCGCUUCUGCAGCUCAAAGACGAGAAAGGCGGAUCAGAAGACGAGAGAAAGGCAGAACUGCUUCAGCGCCUGGAUGCCACCGAGGCCCGGCUGACGGAGCUGCAGCGGACCUGCCGGCAGCUGGAGCAGCAGAACGCGGAGCUGAAGGAAACACGAGAACGGAGCCUGCAGAGAGAGGCAGACGUCCGGAGGCCGGCGGAGGAGAAAGCAGCAGGAAGGGUUCCUGCUGAAGAGAAGGUCCAGCAGGCGAUAGAAGGAGCGGCAACAAGGCUGCGAGCUCUGAGGAAACUCCUGGAGCUCGUCGAGCGUUUGGACCUGACUGCAGAAGGCGAGGAAGAGGAGGAGAGCGUCGAAGUGGCGAACCAGCUGAGGUGGGAGGAAAGGUUUUGGAAAUCUCUCCUGAACACGAUGAAGAACGAUGCGUGGGAGCUGAAGGAGCCGCUGGGAGAGCGUCUCUGCGAGGUGGUGGAGGAUCUGAUGCUGGAGAAUCAGAUGGUGCUGGCAGGACACGAGCUGCUCCUUCAUCCCGAGGAUGAAUGUGGGAGCGACGCUACGAAGGAGACGAACGUCACCUCGAUGCCUGAAAGUGGCUCAGACAACAGAAGAGAGGAAAACGGUGGAUUUGCUGCUGAAGAUCAGCUGAGGAACCUGAAAGCUCUCACACAGACCAAAAUAUCUUCCCUAAACCUGCUGGCCUCUUCCUCCUCCUCCUCCUCCUCCUCCUCCUCCUCCUCCUCCUCUGCUCUACGCAGACUGCAGCCCACCGCAGACAGACUCCAUAGCUUUUACUCUUCCCACGUCUCCCUCUUUCACUCUGCGGCCACUGCAGCGUUCUGCUGCUGCCUGGUGAGCCGGCUCCGGUCCAAACACCAGAGACGGACCUGUCCCUCCUGUGUCGGCCUCAGCGAGGAGAACGAAGCGCUGAAAACGAGGCUGUCGGCUUCAGGCGGCGCCAAGAGGAGCUCAGGUUGUCAGACCGAUGGAAGAUCCCAGCAGAGCGCAGGAGGAGAUGACGCGGAGCGAGCGCUCCACACGGAGGAGGUGAUGGAGAACGAAAGUCCUCCGACCGGAGAGCAGAAGAGCUCUGAUGAAGGUUCAGACGGAAGUGAGGAGGAAGAGUCCGACGUGCAGCAUAUCUCCGCUCUGAGAGCAAAAGUGGAGGAGCUGGAGGAGCAGCUGCGUGUUUCAGAGGACAAGCUGAAGGAGGAGUUUGCCGAGACGACGAGACGCGUGCAGGAGCAGCACGAGGAGGAGAUAGCAAAGCUGAAGGCCACAUGUGAGCGCGGCCUCGUCGCCGUCGAGGACUGUCAUCUGAGGGUGGUGGAGGAGCUCCAGCGUCUGCACCAGCAGGAGGUGGAGCGCCUCCUGGUGGAGAGAGAGAGGCUGCUGGAGGAGGAGAGCGCUGCCACCGCCACCGCCAUCGAAGCCAUCAAGAACGCACACCGAGCGGAGCUGCAGAGGGAGGUCCAGAGGAGGAGUCGGUCUGAGAACUUCAAGGGGAACGCACAGCUGGAGGAGAUCCACCGGCAGCACAGGGAGGAGCUGGCCUCCUUCCAGCGGGAGCUGGACGUUCUGUCCCAGCAGUUCUCCCUCAAGUGUCUGGAGAACGGCCAUCUGGUCCAGGCUCUGGACGCCGAGAGGAAGGCCUUGUGUCAGUGUCAGCAGGAGAACCAGGACCUGAGGAGCAGGAACCAGGAGCUGAGCGGCCACCUGGCGGCAGAGAUGACCAGACUGUGUUCUCUGGCCAAGCAGGACCAGCUGCCUCUGGGUCAGAGGAUGGACGUGUACGAGAUGGCGAUCACGUUGCGAGUGAAGGAGUCUGAGGUUCAGUGCUUGAAGCAGGAGGUUGCAUCUUUAAAGGAGGAGCUGCAGGCGGCAGUGAAGGACAAGAGGAAUGUAACGAAGAAGUACAAGGACGUCCACACUGAGCUGAGCAUCAUCAGAGCGAAGGCGGAGCAGGAGGCGGAGACGCUCAGGGAGAACCUGAGGCUGGCCCAUCAGGCGCUGGAAGAAAACUCCUCCUGAUUUUCAGCUGGAUUCACACAUCCCUGUUCUGAUUGUUUUCUCCUCUGUGACACAAGUCUGUUUAUCUUAACACAUUAAUGAUGAAAUAGGCUUUUGUUUUUGUGUUAAGUUUUUUGUUUACCUGCUACAAUGAAUAAAUUUUUUCUAAUGUA
Fundulus heteroclitus (mummichog) is the source of this 4873-nucleotide messenger RNA. Its product is annotated as myosin phosphatase Rho-interacting protein. Gene Ontology annotation, biological process: actin filament organization. The record is from RefSeq and is a predicted model, not a curated record. Bases 141 to 4721 code for a protein of 1526 amino acids. The transcript has 22 exons. Gene Ontology annotation, molecular function: actin filament binding. Lineage: Eukaryota; Metazoa; Chordata; Actinopteri; Cyprinodontiformes; Fundulidae. Gene Ontology annotation, cellular component: actin cytoskeleton.